Astrephomene gubernaculifera is the source of this 3492-nucleotide messenger RNA. The record is from the annotation of a GenBank genome assembly. Lineage: Eukaryota; Viridiplantae; Chlorophyta; Chlorophyceae; Chlamydomonadales; Astrephomenaceae.
CUUCGAUCACUUGCCUACGUUGCUUAACUGGAUAUACUUGUGAUCAGCGCCCCCCGCUGGGUGUAGGUCGCAUAGCCUACAGGUGUUACUCACCUACGCUUGCGCUUUUACGUGCUGAUCUGAAGGAUCCUUAGGAGUAACUUACGACCAUGGCUCUCGUUUCGGUCGUCGGUUUUGAUGUUGGCAACGACACCUCUUGCGUGGCUCUUGCCCGCAAGAGAGGCAUUGAUGUGCUAAUGAACAAGGAGAGCAAGCGCGAGACGCCCGCGGCGAUCAACUUUGGUGAGAAGAUGCGCUUCCUGGGCACUGACGGCGCCGCCAAGUUGGGCCUCCAGCCGCAGAACACGGUGCACCAGCUGAAGCGCAUCCUGGGCAAGAAGUUCCAGGACCCGCAGGUCCAAGCCGACAUCGCCAAGCUGCCCUUCACGGUGCUGGAGGGCCCCGACGGCGGCUGCCUCAUCCGCGUGCGCUACUGCAAUGAGGAGGCAACCUUCACGCCGGAGCAGGUGAUGGCCAUGGUGCUUGUGGACCUGAAGCGCAUCGCGGAGGCGGAGGGCGGCAUCCCCGUCACCGACUGCGCCAUCUCCGUGCCCACCUACUUCACGGAGGCGGAGCGGUACGCCAUGCUCAACGCGGCGCAGAUCGCUGGCGUCAACUGCCUGCGGCUGAUCAACGAGACCACCGCCACCGCCCUGGCGUACGGCAUCUACAAGACCGACCUGCCGGAGAACGACCCGGUGCACGUGGUGUUCGUGGACGUGGGACACUCGCACACGCAGGUGUCGGUGGUGUCUCUGAAGCGCAACCAGCUGGUGGUGCGGUCGCACGCGUGGGACCGCAACCUGGGCGGCAGGGAUUUCGACGAGGUGCUGUUCGACCACUUCGCAGCGGAGUUCAAGGCCAAGAAGAAGCUGGACAUCCGGGACAACAAGAAGGGCUCCUUCAAGCUGCGUACGGCAGUGGAGAAGGUCAAGAAGAUGCUGAGUGCCAACAGCGAGGCGCCGCUCAACGUGGAGUGCAUCAUGGAGGACGAGGACCUGCGCGGCAUGAUGACUCGGGAGCACUUCGAGCAGCUCGCCGAGCCCAUCCUGGCUCGCCUGCGCGCGCCCAUGGAGGCCGCCCUGCGCGAGAGCGGCGUGGCUCUGUCCGACAUCAGCAGCGUGGAGGUGGUGGGCAGCAGCACGCGCAUGCCCGCCGUGUGCCGCGUGGUGGAGGAGGUGUUUGGCAAGGCGCCCAGCCGCACCAUGAACAGCAAGGAGUGCGUCAGCAGGGGCGCGGCGCUGCAGUGCGCCAUGCUGUCGCCGGUGUUCAAGGUUCGCGAGUUCGAGGUGAUUGACGCGACCCCGCUGUCCGUGUGCUUCUCCUGGGAGGGCAAGGACGGCGGCGUGGUCACGCAAACGCUGUUCAAGCGCGGCGAGGCCUUCCCAAGCACCAAGAUGGUCUCCUUCAACCGCGCGCAGCCCUUCGCCUUGCGCGCGCACUACGACCUGGACACCCCCGCCGAGCAGCUGGCGCCCGCAUUCGACAAGCAGCUGGGAGUCUUCUCGGUGGGACCCUUCCAGGUUCCCCCCGGCUCCGAGACCGCCAAGCUCAAGGUGAAGAUCAGCCUCAACCUGCACGGCCUGGUGGUGGUGGAGCAGGUGCAGGCAGUGGAGGAGAUCGAGGAGCCGGAGGCCCCCGCUCCCUCCCCCGCUCCCGCCGCCGCGGACGCCAAAAUGGACGACGCCGCUGCUGCCAACGGCGAAGCCGCCGCCGCCGGCGCCGACGGCCCUGCUCCCAUGGACACCGCUGCCGCCCCCGCCCCCGCUGCCGCGCCCAAGAAGAAGAAGGUGAAGAAGAGCGACGUGCCCUUCCAGUCCAGCGGCGUGUGCGGCUACAGCAAGAGCCAGGUGGACGCCUACUUUGAGCAGGAGCACCAGAUGCAGGCCGCGGACCGGCUGCAGGAGGAGACCAACGAGCGGAAGAAUGCGCUGGAGAGCUACGUGUACGAUCUGCGCAACAAGUUGUACGACGCCUACGCUCCGUACAUCAAGCCGGCCGACAAGGAGGCCCUGCAGGCGGAGCUGACCGCCAUGGAGGACUGGCUGUACGACGAGGGCGAGGACACCACAAAGAGCGUCUACAUCGCCAAGCUGGAGGAGCUCAAGGCCAAGGGAGGACCCGUGGAGCGCAGGUUCGCGGAGGACCAGAGCCGCGGUGCCGCGCUGGACGCGCUGCGGUCCACCCUGGAGCACUACCAGCAGCUGGCGCGCUCCGACCGGCCGCAGCUCGCCCACAUCAGCCCCGAGGAGCGAGCCAGCGUGAUCAAGGAGUGCGAUGCGGCGGCAGGGUGGCUGCAGGAGCGCCUGGCCCUGCAGUCGCAGCUGAGCAAGGCGGACGAGCCCGCGCUGCUGACUGCCGACAUCAACAAGAAGCGGGAAACGGUCGAGCGCGUCUGCAAACCCAUCAUGUCGCGGCCAGCGCCGCCACCCCCGGCACCCGCGCCGGCGGCUGCUCCCGCCGCCGACGCUGCCGCCGCCCCGGCUGCCGACGCCGCCGCCUCUCCUGAGCCCAUGGAAUCCGAGGCAUCGCCCGGGCCCGAGGCCGCCCCCGCUGCUGACGCCGCCGCCGCCGAGGGGCAACCCAUGGAGACCGGGAACUGAAGUACCGAACUGAAGUGAAGGCCGGAAGUGAUGCGUCUGAUGUGUGUGCGUUGUGCCGUGUGUGAUGUGCAGGAGGUUAAGUUGGGAGUAAUGUGGGACGACAGCUGGUUUGGGAAGUCGGUGUGUUUCUUUGUGGAAGCCCGCCGUAAGACAUGAACUCCUUCGCAUUUCCGGUGGCGGCAUCCGGUGGCGUGGUGCUCGGGCAUUUUCUGGCCUGUCAAGUCCACCAAAUUGCUUUUUGCGCUUUUUAUGACAGCCGAGGGUAAAGUUGUUUACUGACCUUGGGACGAAGAUCCACCGUGGGCUGCAGAGGGGUGGCAAGGACAUUCAGGGUGGUAGAAGGCGCUUGGUUGCGUGUUUAGCUUUUAGAAGGAAUCUGGAGCAAAGCGAAAAGGACCAGCUUAGGUGAGAGGUGGGCUUUCGAUUGCUGUGAGUGCCUCUGGGUGCUGAGGGUUUGAGCGGACGGUUCGUCUUUUUUGGGGCACUGCAAUGCAGGUGAGGCAAAGGGAAUGUAGGCUCGGUGGGUAUGGCGUGCCCCAGUGCUUUCUUCUGGAGAGAGGAAGGAACUAUUCGCACAGGAAGGUGAACUUCAACUUGGGCGAGAGGAUAAAGUAGUUCGGGACUUGCGCCGUUGGAAAGACUGUUGCCCGAGGUUCCGUUGCCGAUUGGAUGGGGUCCCUGCCGCAUUGGUAAGGGCUGCAUUUCGGGGGUUUGCUGGCCUCACGGCGCAGCCGCCGGGCAAGAAGGGGCGACAUAUAAUCUAACGCUGGGGUGUGAAAGCGUCCCUGCGCGCGGGACUAACCGUACAUGAUGCAUCCUAUCUGCCAAGCGUAGGAUGCCUGCUGGAGGG